Molecule: messenger RNA, 404 nt
Organism: Ruditapes philippinarum (Manila clam)
Lineage: Eukaryota; Metazoa; Mollusca; Bivalvia; Venerida; Veneridae
Product: zinc finger protein 284-like
Exons: 3
Cellular component (GO): nucleus
Source: RefSeq, a predicted model, not a curated record
AUGUUGAUAAAGGACGUUACCAUGGUGAUGAUACAUCGGGAACAUAUCAACAUUUGUGUAAAUUAUGCAACAAGACGUUUCCUAGUAACUCACAUCUGAAGACACAUAUGAGAGUUCAUACUGGAGAAAAACCUUUUGAGUGUGUUCCGAAAGGACGUUACCAAGGAGAUGAUGAAAUGUCAGGACCAUACCAACAUAUACCUCCUGAUAUACCAGGACCAUAUCAACAUAUUUGCAAACUCUGCAAGAAGUCAUUUCUCAGCAAUUGGCAUUUAAAGACACAUAUGAGAGUACAUACUGGUGAAAAACCAUUUGAAUGUGCCAAAUGUGGAAAAUGUUUCAAACAGAAAGGGCAUCUUAACAGGCAUAUGGUUUCACAUUAUGAAAAAGAAAUUGGAUUUUGA